Molecule: messenger RNA, 1322 nt
Organism: Vicia villosa (hairy vetch)
Lineage: Eukaryota; Viridiplantae; Streptophyta; Magnoliopsida; Fabales; Fabaceae
Exons: 3
Coding region: 187-834 (215 amino acids)
Source: RefSeq, a predicted model, not a curated record
UUAGAAUUUUGUUGUCUAGUUCUUAAUUUCUGCAACCAGCUAAAACAUAUACAUUAUUUUUCUUUUAUAAGAAUCAUAUAAUAAUCAUAACAGUGACAGAGUAUAAAACCCAUUUUCAUUCAUAAUAGACUUAUUAUUAGGGUUUUCCCUCUCCUCAAAUAAUCAUAUUAUAGAUUCACUCUUUGAAUGAGGAUUCGUAAAAACGCCAAGCUUUCCCCUCUUCUACACACUUGCUCUUCUUCAUUGCUCCAAAACGGUUCAUUUCCAGUUCAAACGCACGUUUGUCAGCUUAACCAGUCUCCAUGGGAUGUGAUCCCCUUUCACUCCAACAACUCAAUCCAGUUUCAAGAUGAACCUACCUUCAAAACUGAGAAUUUCCAUACUGAUGAAAGUGUUGCGGCCAUGAUGGAUACUGAACAUGUGCUUGAGGAGGAUAAUACUGAUAAGGUGGUUAAUAUUAAUAACAAUGGUGCUGACAAAGAUUUGAAGAGCCACGGCAUUGUUGCGGGGCCGCCGCGGCGCGCGAGAGGCCGACCAAAGAAAACGGUGGGUUUGAGUUCGAAUAAUAAUAACAAUAAUAACAAUGAGUUUUAUUAUUAUUCUGGAUUUGGUCCGUUGUGGGGAAAGAGAAGAGGCGAUAGUGAUAAUAAAAAUGGUGGUAUAACAUUAGGUUUGAGUGAGGAUAAGGUUAAUGUUGGUGUUAAUGUCGAUUCUUGUUAUUCGGAGAUGGAUUAUGUUGAUGAUUAUGAUUAUGAUGAUUAUAGCGAUGAUGAUAAUGGGAAGAGAAGAAUGAGGAAACCGGUGAAAGAAAGGUCAUUGAAAUCGUUAAUGUGAAUUUUGAAGAUAACAUGUUUGUGAUAGUGCGUAGGAUGUGAAUUUUGAAGAUAACAUGUUUGUGAUAGUGCGUAGGUAGGAAUUGGAGAAAAAUGAUUGUUGAUGUUGUUGUUGUAAUAAUUUUUGAUGAUGUUUUAGGUUGGAUUAUGAAUGUUUGUCCCAUUUUGAAUAUUUAGGGUUAUGUUAUAAUGUUGUAUCAGCCUAAAAAACCCCCUUGCUGACCAAUUUCAUUCUUCAAUUUUGUUUUUGUUUUGAAACACUUAUGCAGUGUUGUCAAAUAGUUACAGGGGGUGCUAUACCACAGUUGAAUUAGAACUUAGAACAAUUUUGUUUUUGUUUUCAAACACUUAUGCAGUGUUAGUCAAAUAGUUACAGUGGUGCUAUAGCACAGUAGAGUUAGAACUUAGAACAGAUAUUCAUUUCCGCAUGUAUUUAGUGUAAAUAGGUGUGGCCUGAAAUACAGAAUGAGCAUUUUCAAAUUUCCAUAA